AUGCACGCUUAUAUAGACUUAUCGAAUAUAGCACGUACAGAUUCUGUAAUACAAUCAUUGUCAUGGAUGCAUUAUUUGCCUACUCAACAAUCAUCAUUAAAUGUUUCUAAUGAUGAAAAUAAUGCUAAUAAUGGCGAAAAUAAUAAUCAAUCAAACCCAUCACCAAUAGUAGCAAUUCAGCCAUUAAUAAACCUAUAUGACGGAUGGUUAGCAACAGGUAAUACAAAUCAUAUUGUCAGUGUAACAUACACAUCAAUACGCCCGGAUGAAAAGUUAUCUAUGCCUGAUCGUACGAAUUUUAAUUUACGUGCACAUCGUACUGAAGUUCGUCUCGUUUCAUGGAAUGUACCAUAUCAAAAAUUAGCUACGGUCGAUGAAAAAGGUGUCAUUUUUGUUUGGGUUAAGCAUGACAAUCGAUGGUCGUUAGAAUUAAUUAAUGAUCGUAGUCAUUCUGUUAUUGACAUGGCAUGGUCACAUGAUGGACGUAUGACUGUGAUAUGUUAUGAAGAUGGUUUUGUUCUUGUUGGUUCGGUUACAGGACAACGUUAUUGGUCAACAGUUGUUAAUACAGCACAAGCGAAAAUUUCUGCUGUUACGUGGAUGCCUGAUGCCUCACAUGUUAUUCUCGGUACAACAGCAGGAAAUUUGAUUUUAAUGGAUCAUCAUGGAAAUACAACUGAUGGUUUUUCAUUAUCAACACAAUCAAUAACACAAUUACUUUAUUCAUGCAAUAGAUUCUAUCCUGGAGCACCUGAUAAUAAUGCAUCGAAAUUUGUAAAUGAUGACUAUGUACUUGCUUGUAGUCUUGAAAAUGGUCAAGUACUUUUUUUGAAUAACUAUCAAGAUCAAUCACCGAUAUCUGUUGAUACUGAACUUCAAAAUAUUAAAAUGGAUUGGUCAUCACCUGGUGAAAUACUUGCUGUAGGAGGCCAUACAAUUUUACAUGAUUCGAGUUAUAUUAAUCAAAUUUUAUUUUAUACUCGCCGUGGAGAAUUUCUCUAUCGUAUUCAAAUUCCACAAACGACACAACCAUUAUCUGCUUUAUGUUGGGCUCAUGGGAAUGAACGAGUACUUGCUGCAUGUGGUUCUCAUGUCUAUACAAUUUGGAUAACACAUAAACCUCUCCCAUCUAUGUUAACAUUAUGUCAGAUGAAAAUUAAAGAAUAUAUGUUAAAUAGUUCUUUACAACAUAUUGAUAAAUUAUGUUUACCAAAUAAUCUAAAAGAAAACCUUCAAAGUUUCUAUCGUUCAACUAUCAAAGGUUUUUUGCCCGAUCAAAAAACUUUACGUUCAUUUGUAUGUAAUCCAUUAAAAUCUCAUCUUAGAUUACAAUGCACUAUGAAACGUAUUGAUAAUGAAACAGAAAAUUCAUCAGCAAUACCAACAACUAAUCUAUCUGGAGCUACUUAUGUUUUAUAUUUAGAAUAUCUCGGUGGUCUUAUACCGUUAUUGACAGCAAAACGUACAUCAAAAAUUUGUCCAGAUUUUAUUAUAUUUGAUCCACAAAUGAAAACGAAUCAGUCGACUUCAUCAUCAAGAACUCCUUCGAGAAAAAGACAUUUUUCUUCAUUUAAAUCACGUUCGGAUACAUUUCAUAACAUGUCAUCAAUACGAAAACAAACAAAAUUAUCGAAUAAUAGUCGUUCAAGUUUAAUUACAAAUAGAAAUUCAAUAUAUGUAGCUGAUAAUGCUGUUAAUAAUAAUAAUGGUGAUGAUUUAGUAACAAAUAGAAGUAGUUCAGGUUGUAGUUCUGAUAAUGAUUCGGAUGUCGAACAAGAAUUGAAACACGAUGAUGGAUCUCGAAAAAAUUCACAAGAAAAAUCUUCGAAAAAGAAAGCAACUAUGACAAAAGUUGUUAAACAUAAACACAAUAACAGAUUAUGUACAAUAGCUGCAAAUAUUUGGGGCACCCGUUUUAAAUUCUAUGGUCAUUCGAAUUAUUUACCAGAGGUUUUAGGAAGUGUUACUUACAAAACAUCAUUUUUACAUUUGCAACCACGACAAAUGACAGUUACCGUAGCUAAUAGUUAUAAUAAUCGAAAGCCAAUACAAUCGCCUGCAGGAACGAAAAAUCAAAAAUUAAUUAGUCCAACUGUUCGUAAAAUAAAACAGCAAAAGCGUAAUAAAAUUGAUGAAGAAGAUGAUGAUGAAACACUUACAGUUCUUUCAUCAUCAAAAUUGAAUAUAGCUGCAAAUAUUCCAAUUGCUCCGAUGUCUCCUCAGUUGCAAAAUGUUCAUUCAUGUUUACUUCGAUCACAAAAUCAACCUUCAUUGUCUAUAUACGAAUCUAAAUGUUCAACUCAGGUAAAAAACUUCACAAACAUAUCAUCCUAUCGUUCUCCACGUACGUCAAUGACUGCCAAUACUAUAACAAAUCAUCAUUCUCGUCAUCAACAAACAAAUGCUGAUUCCUCAACAGCAAAUUCAUCGUCAACGUCUCCAAUCAAUUUAAGUCGUUCAAUAUCUCCAGCAGCUUCAAUAGCAAAUUUCAUUCGUCCAAUAUCACCACCAUGUAUUCAAGUCAAAGAACCACUAUCACCAAAAUUUACUCGAACAUGUUCAAGAACGUCAACACAUGAUUCAACUCACUGUCGCCAUCGUUCGCCACCAAUAACACUUCCGUCGAUUGUAAAUAAUAUAAAUGCAUCAACAGCUAGUGCAACCACAACAUUACUGAUUGAUGAUUCAUCCGGUUAUGAUAGCAGCGAAAAUCAAAAUAAUCAAAUAGCUAGCGAAACUACUGCUGCUGCUACUACUAUUCCAGUUGCUUCAAUUAUUUCAACUGUACCAGAAAGUUGUUUUGAACCAGAAACAUAUAGAAAUUUAUAUUCACUUAAUAGUAAUCAACAGAAACAAUUGAGUUUAAGUGAUCCAGCAAUAAAUCAAACAACAAAACAUACAUAUCAUUGUCAAACACGAACAACGACAGAUAAUUCAUAUUUAUCUGCAUCGUCGUUACAAAGAAAACUGUCCAAUGAAGAUAAUGAUAUUCAAACAGAUAAUGAAAAUGAAAAGUUAAUUUCUCAUGAAGAUAAUUCACGCAAUCAAAAUUCAACAGCAAAAAUAAAUACUUUUCGUAAACGAUAUUCAAGUUCUCGGCAUCGAAUGAUGACCUGUACAAGUGGCAUGAACGAUUCAUUGACAAAAUUAUCACCUUCAUCAGAAUUAGAUCAAAUAAUAAAUCGAGCAGAUAAUCAAAAUGAAAAUUCGUUUUAUGUCAUGCAAAAUCGUCCACCUUUGUGGAAUGAACAAUCGCAAGUGUAUCAGUUGGAUUUUGGUGGCCGAGUUACACUUGAAUCAGCAAAAAAUUUUCAAAUUGAAUUCAAAGGAAAACAGGUUAUUCAAUUCGGUCGUAUUGAAAAUAAUUGUUAUACACUCGAUUUUGAAUGGCCAUUUUCACCUUUACAAGCAUUUGCUGUUGCUCUUGCUAAUAUAACUCAACGACUUAAAUAA
Messenger RNA from Rotaria socialis, 3453 nucleotides. The record is from the annotation of a GenBank genome assembly. Lineage: Eukaryota; Metazoa; Rotifera; Eurotatoria; Philodinida; Philodinidae.